AAUCCAUCAGAAUUCCCUUAUUUAGAGCCUGAAGGAUUGGAAUGUUUUUGGAUUCCCAGAACAAAAUAUGUCGCAAAAUCAAAGUCGAGGUUGUAUAUAAACAGGAGCUGCCGUUCCGGAAUCACAAUGAUGUUGGCGGUCAAUGCGUUGGGCAAAUACGCGGAGCGGGAUAUUGACAUCAUCAUGGGACAUAUUACAAGGUGGGGUGAACUAAUUUGCCUAUGUUCGCCUGGGAACCCCACCGGAACAUUGAUAUCCCUGAAGUCACUCCGAGUCUGCUCUUUGCUCGAUUAUGAGUCAUUCAGAGGCAUCGUUGUUGUGGACGAAGCAUACAUUGACUUCGUGGGCGAAGAUGCGUCAGCGCUCAGCAGUGUUGCUGAUCAAAGAUUACAGGUAAUCUUUCCGUGCUCCCGAGCAUCGGCUGUACACUACUCCCGCCUACGUCUUCUGCUAGCAUUCUCGAAAAAUCGUCAUGUCGACACCAACGGCGAGCUAGAUACGCCGCGUGAGCAAAAUAAAUUUUCUUCGCGACACACGUGGACAGCGGUGUCGAGUUCGAAUGGGGGUUCUUCGCUGAGACUGGUCGCCAGGGGGUACAAGGGCUACAUCUUCUACCCUGCGACCGACUUUGGACCCUCUGCAUGGAAAAUCCGCUCCACUUCGUACAAAAGAGUCGAGAGGUGUGGCGUUACCCGCUUUUGUGAAUGAGUUCGUGUAUGUCACGAGAAGGGACAUCAAGCACGCCGUAAGAAAAUAAAGUUUUUGGUUUCGAACAGCUC
Molecule: messenger RNA, 779 nt
Organism: Pisolithus orientalis
Lineage: Eukaryota; Fungi; Basidiomycota; Agaricomycetes; Boletales; Pisolithaceae
Exons: 2
Coding region: 127-708 (193 amino acids)
Biological process (GO): biosynthetic process
Molecular function (GO): pyridoxal phosphate binding
Source: RefSeq, a predicted model, not a curated record